Naegleria lovaniensis is the source of this 990-nucleotide messenger RNA. RefSeq lists its product as uncharacterized. Gene Ontology annotation, cellular component: cilium. The transcript has a single exon. The record is from RefSeq and is a predicted model, not a curated record. NCBI's taxonomy places the organism in Eukaryota, Heterolobosea, Eutetramitea, Acrasida, Naegleriidae. Bases 1 to 990 code for a protein of 329 amino acids.
AUGCAAGCAGUGUUUCAUUCAUUUCAACAGGAACCAAAGCCUGUCAAUAAUAACACCACAAAGAAGACCAAGUACAGAGAUCCCUUUAGCGAAACUGGAGGAGGUACAACUCAAACAAAUGCUGGCUUCGGUAACAUCAUGUACGAUCGGAGAGUGUACAGAGGCAAUACCUAUGCACAACAAGUAAUACCACAAAAUCAACAACUAGAAUUGGAGCUUGAAAGAAAGAAGGAAGAACAUAGGAACAAGAGAAAAUUAUUAGAAGCUAAACAAAGACAAGAAAAGGCCCUUGCAGAACAAUUACUGGCGGAAAGAAAUCUCGAACCGGUAGAGGGUAGAAAACAUAUUGAUAUUCAAACAAUGACUUACGUGGAAGAAAUUGACGAGACUGAUGUCUGGACACAGACGGAUCCUUUUCAAGAUAGACCCGAGUCACCGGUGUUCAUUCCCUCAAAAACAGGUGUGGACAUGGGUGUUCAAGUUGAGGAUGAUUUAUUUGAUUUUGAUUUUGAAGUUGCACCAAUUCUGGAGGUGAUUGUGGGAAAAACAUUAGAGCAAUCCAUGUUAGAGGUUUUAGAAGAGGAAGAGAUGGAAGCGCUCAGACAACAAAAGAAAGAGUUUGCACAAAAGCGAAAUGCAGAACUGGCAGAAACACAAAGGUUGGAAGCUGCAGAAAAAAGAAGGUUCGAGGAAAAAGAGCGUCGUAAGGAGCAAGAACGACAGAGGUUGCAACGCGAACAAGAAUGCAGGCGGAAACUUGCAAGUAGGCAAUUUGCAAAUCAAUACCUCGAAAAUUUGGACCUCAACGUGUUUACAACCCUUCAAGAGGAAGGCUUCUUUUACGACAUUGUACAUAGACAAGUGGAACAAGAAUUUAUGCCAUUCUUGAUACAACUCACUAACCAAGAGUUGGACAAGAAGCGACAAGCAAGAGUUGAAGUUGAUAAUAUCAUCAAGAUGAGUAUCAGGAAACUGUUGAAAUCCAAUUAG